This is a messenger RNA of Pseudophryne corroboree (corroboree frog), 7279 nucleotides long. RefSeq names its product JAZF zinc finger 1 (gene JAZF1). Gene Ontology annotation, cellular component: nucleus. The transcript is spliced from 5 exons. Bases 130 to 864 code for a protein of 244 amino acids. Lineage: Eukaryota; Metazoa; Chordata; Amphibia; Anura; Myobatrachidae. The record is from RefSeq and is a predicted model, not a curated record.
CCUCCUCCCCCUCUCUCCAUCCCUCCCUCCAGCACCGGCUGCUGCUGCUGCUGCCAUCCUCUCUCCCUCCAUCUCUGUCCGGCUCCCACUCACUGCCCGUGCCGCCGCCGGGACAUCAAUGCCCGCACCAUGAUGACAGGCAUCGCCGCUGCCUCCUUCUUCUCCAAUGCCUGCCGCUUCGGGGGCUGCGGGCUUCACUUCACCACCCUGGCCGAGCUCAUCGAGCACAUCGAGGACAACCAUAUCGACACAGAUCCACGCGUCUUGGAGAAGCAAGAACUUCAGCAGCCAACAUAUGUAGCAUUGAGUUACAUCAACAGAUUUAUGACCGAUGCAGCUCGACGUGAACAAGAAACCUUAAAGAAAAAAAUCCAACCCAAGCUCUCCCUGACACUGUCAAGCUCCGUAUCCCGUGGAAAUGUGUCCACACCACCCCGCCAUGGCAGCGGCAGCCUCACCCCUCCAGUCACUCCACCUAUCACUCCAUCCUCCUCAUUCCGCAGCAGCACCCCUACAGGUAGUGAAUAUGACGAGGAAGAAGUAGACUAUGAAGACUCAGACAGUGAUGAAUCUUGGACCACCGAGAGUGCCAUUAGCUCUGAAGCAAUCCUGAGCUCCAUGUGUAUGAAUGGAGGGGAUGAGAAGCCAUUCGCAUGUCCGGUUCCUGGAUGUAAAAAGAGAUAUAAGAAUGUAAAUGGUAUUAAGUACCACGCCAAGAAUGGCCACAGAACACAAAUACGAGUCCGCAAACCUUUCAAAUGCCGCUGUGGGAAGAGUUACAAGACAGCUCAGGGUCUCCGCCACCACACAAUCAAUUUCCAUCCUCCUGUCUCUGCCGAGAUUAUCAGGAAAAUGCAGCAAUAGGAGCUGAAGACGUCUGUGCCAAGAAACUCACCAGCAGAACAGCCACCUUUCUGGUUUUAUUUUAUUAUUUUCAUUUUUUUUCUUUACGUUGCAUUUCAGGGGAAGCAUUCGUGAGGUCCUAUGAUACCUACGUUUCAGUGUAUGCUUUAAUGAAAGAAUUCCAGUUGUUUGGAAUUAUAUCUCUUUUAAAAGUGGCCCUUUUUGUACUUUGCACAUGUCAGUUACCAGAUGCAUUUUCAUUACUUUGAUACAAUACUAAAACAAUAUAAAAGACAUAUGUUCUAUAGGGGAAACGUGUUUCUCUCCCCAAGAUAUAGACGUUAAAUUGGGAAGCGUGUUGUUCUAUUUAGCUGUGACAGUGUUAUGUGAAUGGGAAGAGAGAUCCUGGCACUGAAACCUUUACACCAUUUUACUGCCAAGGGAACUAGGAGGGCAUAAUUGAGAAGUGGGCAUAGAGGUUAUGCUAUAUUGACCUAGUCUUAUCAUAGGAAGUAAAGGUUCAGUGCUCCUUUAUAUGUAAAUAGUAAUUUAAGGGAACAUAUUUAUACCCAGAACCUGUUUAAUUGUAAAUUAAGAUACAGGCUCAUACCCAAUGGUGGUAUGUCAAAUAAUACCCACACCAAUGUGUGUAAUCAUUGGUGGGACUAAAUCUUCCAAUAGGGAAAGAAAAUGAUUCCUCUGUUACCAUGGUAACCUGGAUGAAACAGCACUUGGGGGGGGGUUUAAGCAUCAGGGGUUGAACCAUUGAUGGAACUCGAUCGCACAUGCGCAGACUAUGGCCGCCACCUGAGAUCAGGCGCCUGCAGUCAAUGUUUACCAUCUGUGACCAUCUAUCGAUGGUAAAACUAUUACCAGUGGUGUUAGACCAUCCCUGCGCUGGGGGGCAUUUAUAGAAAUGCUGUUCAGUAACAUAAAGGAAUGGGGAAGAACAAGUGGAAGAUAAGAGUGUACAUGUAGAAUGUGUUUUAUAUGUACGUGUCUAAAUCUUUAGAAUUUAUUUCCCAAAAAUUUUUUUUGUAACAUUUCCAUUCAAAUGUUUGUUCAUUUAUGCAAUUUUCUUUUAUUGACCCCCUGGGAGCCCAGCGUCUGUAUGUGCUAUCUACCUAUUCAGGAACCGGUUUUGUUUUUUAGAACAGGGUGGAGUCAAAGUAGUUUUGUUCAAAUUGAAAUGAAGAAUCAAGGCCCAUAUAGUUAUUUAAGCGACUGACAUGCCUGUGUUAGGGGUAAUCCUCUCAGAGAACAAGUGAGGUCAUUAUGGACCAGUGGUGCGUAGCCUCUGGCUUCAGGCAAAACUGAGGCCCUAGGGUUAUAUUUACUAAAGUGGGGGUUUUUAGAAUUGGAGAUUGGUCCCAUAGCAACCAAUCAGGUUCUACUUAUCAUUUAUCUAGCACCUGCUAGAAGAUAAUAGCUAGAAUCUGAUUGGUUGCUAUGGGCAAUAUCUCCUCUUCUGAAAACAUGCACUUUCGUAAAUAUACUCCCCAGACUCUCUGUGUGCGGGUCACUGGAUUACCAUAUGUGCAAUGCAGCCUUUUUAUUAGCCUCUGUCAGGGACCCAGAACAAUGGCGCACUAUGGACACUUGGGAUAGCAGAACAAUGGCACCCUGACAUCCCAGCCAAUAGUAAAAGGUUGAGCACUAGCACAUAGCAUUGGUAAGAUGCGUAUCAAAGUUUUCUCUGUCAUAAGGGCACUAAGAGAAGACUGAAAAUACACAGCUUCAAUAAUAUCUUCUUUUUAACUUGUAUUCAUUACCUGUUUCAUAGAGGAAGUAUUUACAUCAACUACAGUCUUUGUUAUAUUUAUAAAUUGCCGGGUUACUUAUGUCAUUAUCUACAGAGCAAACCGAGAUUAUACUAUAUAUAUAUAUAUAUCUUGUACUGAACCUGAACAGCUCCAGAUAAUCAUGGGUCAUAUUACAUCUGAUGCCUCUGCCACAUUAACCCUCUCAUGGUUUCCCGAUGGCAGGAAGAUGAUAGGUGCUUAGUAACCAAAUUCCACCACUCUCAGACUCGCUAACCUGCCUUACUUGUUAAAGUAUAUUUGGUAUCAGUAGCAUAGAUAAUGGAACUAUAAAUAAUAUUUAACAUAAUAAAAAUAUUUUCAUACUUAAAUAACAUACGUAUAAAGGUUGUGCUUGCUAUAAGUUUCCUAUUAUCUUGCCUGUCCUAUUUUUGUUACCAUUUAAAGUGCUAAAAUUCUUAUCUGCAACUAUCAAGAAAAUGAAGACCAAACCCUUUACUAGUGUUACAGUCUGCGGCAGGUUUAUGCCACAGUAUGGGGAAGAUAUGGUUAGAAGGCAGCGUUCCCUCAUGGACCACACUGCUACUUAUGAUGUAGAACGUUAAUCACCUUGGAACGAGCAAUGUUAUACAGCUCUGUGCAGUAAGCAGCAUUGCAGGUUUCAGCAACACAGGAACACUAACCAAAGUCAGUGCUAGAUCUUUCAUAAGUCUAUCACCCCAAGAUCUAAUUGUGUAGGCUUUGGGGCUCAUGCGGAGUUGAUCUCAUGUCAGUGUUGCAGACAGAUCUUGCGUUUUGUCCCCCUGCACAUGGUUUGGAGGCCAGCAUACACCACUUGCACCUAAGGGGCAUACCUGAGUGGUAAGGAGGCAAUCUGAGGUAUGUUCUGUGAGGGCAUGUAGAUGGAAUUUUCUCUGUUUUCAGAGGGAUAUCUUGUACAGUGUUAUGAUAAUGACGACAGCUAUGAAGCCACGUGUAUGUAUUAGGAAGGUGCAGUCACAUAGAUGUGCCAGCACAUAAACCAAGACCAGCAUUUUCUCUGUACACACAGGGCUGGUGCAAUUACAUGGCCCCCUUUAUAGCAACACAGCCAGCUAAACACUGUGUACACACGCUGCAAAGGUGUACAGUCCCUUUCACUAUAUCACACCUCAUGCCCUAUGGCAGGUGCUGGACGAUGAGACUUGCCAAGCAUGUAUUUGUGGUAUCGCAUCUUAGGGUGCCCUGCCAGACAAUGGCCAGGUAUGCUGGGACUUGUGGUACAACAACAGCUGGAGAUCCGUAGGCUGGCAUAGUACAUGAAUGAGAAAACUGCACAAUUAGAAUGGAUAAGGCGUCAUGUGACCCCUUUUUGCUAACAUUUACUAUUCUGGCAGCAAAAUGGGGGAAGUUUAUGUAGCAGCAGGAUUGUGCCAUUUCUGGUAGUAGCAGCACAGGAGCAGUAGAAAGGUCUUAUAGAUACAUUUCCAAUUCACUGCUCAUAUGGGGGCUAUAUUACCUCUUUAUAGUACUGCUGAAGUAUGUGUACACACUCUGUACUCGUUUUAUACCCUUUAAAAGUAGGAAUGUAAAGGCCACGUUUAGAGCCGAGUGGCUGUUCCUGCUGGUCACAUGACCGUACUAUGCCACAGAGCAGGAAACCAUUAGCUACAGGUUGUGAUCCACGCUGUGCCACCGAGAAUCAUGUCUUCAGUAGGAAGCAGCAAGAUCUGCUUUAUCCAUGGUGAUUUAAAUAUACAGAUACUCAUAUAAGAUACCACAGCUGUAAUGUUGCUGAUUGACGCUCAGCAGAUCCACAAGGGAAAAGUAAUUUCUAUAUAUCCACUUCUCUGUGCUCUGCCUAUUUUACCCUGUAUAUUACCUCUGCCUUGAGUGCUCCGUGGACUCAUUUUCAGUCAGUAAAAUACACCUUUUAAAGCUCAGAUAACAGUCCCUAAAGCUUCAGACAAAUGGUCGCUUGUCUCAGUUUUCAGCCCCUACCCACAGUUCCUAAAAUCAGGUAAUUUCCUUGUGGCUUCUCUUUGUGUUAUAUCUCUCUGCUUCCUGGACAGCUAGAUAAAGUACAUUUAUUUUUUUUGUAUUUUUUUUUAACUUUAGGCGAUUAAAACAUGCUCUUCCAAUUUCCAGUUAUUCAUCUAAUGUGGUGUUUGGCAAUUAUCUCACGCUCCAUCAUAACAAACAGUAUAUGCUUCACACAGCUACAUGCACGCAGUCCCACAAAUGGUUAUUUCCAUUCUUCCCAGUCAAGUUCAUACAUAUAUUAAUGGAAUAGACCCAGGUUCCCCUCGUGUUGACAUAAACAUGCAAUGCUGCUACAAGUGUUAAUUCCUUGGGGUUUUGUUUUUUUGGCGUUUGACUGAAUUGUGAAUCUCUCCAUCCUAAUAUGGAGACUGAAAAGCACUUUGUAGUUCUCUAUUGCCAACAACGUUGUUUUCUGUAAUGCCAAUAGUUGUGAAUACUGAACAGGAUAUGUGUAAAUAGGCCAAACCCCAUAACUCUUCACACAUUGAAAGGGGACAUAGAAUUAGGAUGAGAAUAUAAAGCGGUUCACCUUUGAUGUUUGUAGUAGAAUAUUUUUUAAUUGUACUUUCCUUUUACUGUAUUAUACUGUUUAUUUCAUUCCAUACAAAGUUACUGUUUAGCCUUAUAGGUCACCUUGGUGGAGGAAAUUUCUGAAAGCUUGGAGAGAUAAAAUACCAACCAAUCCGCUUCUACCAUGUUACAGGCUGUGUUUGAAAACUGUCAGGAGUGGAUUGGUUAUGGAUUUGGUACUUUCUCUUUCCAAGAUUUGAUACAUAUGCCCCACAUGCGGAAAGUGAAGUUAUGUGUGCUGCAAAUAGAUUCGGUGUAAUGUCACCUAUCUUACAUAAUUAAACCUGGUUUGGACAACACACAAGUAACACAUAAAAGAGCAGCAAAGCCAUGCCAAAUUCAGAUUUGGUUACUAUAAGUCACUCAGUAAACACCACUUAUAUGCAGCCGCUGGUAGGCAGAGCACGUUGGGUGUUGCAGUUCAGCUAUGGACGAGGACCUACAUCACCCAUGCUUAAUUGAUAGGAAUAGUAAAUUAACAAUAAUAGUAAGGAGAGGAUAAUCAGAAUAGCGCUUUAGAACUGGCUGAUCUAAGGAUGUGUCUUAGAGAUCAGUACAAGUCUCCCCACAAUAAGUAUUUGCAUCUAUUCUGCAGGCAGAACUGAACACAGAUGCUGCCAGUGUAGUGUAAUAGGAAGGUGACAUUUUGGCAGCAGCCAGAUUACUAGAUGAAAGCAUAUUUCCUUUCUCAACAACAAUAUAUAUAUAUAUAUAUAUAUAUAUAUAUAUAUAUAUAUAUAUAUAUAUAUAUAAUAUAUAUAGUAAAGAUUUUCCAUGCAUUGUACAGUCCCUUAACCUACAUUUUACAGAGAUUAUUCUGCAGGCAGAAUACAAAAAUGGCUGCUGCCAAUGUAGCAUAUGAAACAUUUAAUCAUUUCACAAUUACGUUCACCCAUAUAUGCAUUGUUAGCAUUUAAAAUAUAGUGUAAGGAUACUACCGCUGUGAGUUCCCUAUACAUAGGCUUACCAUACUAUCCCCUUAAACCGGGAUGCUCAUGAUUUACACAGGUUCUGUUGCGGAUUACAACCAGGUGAAAUACAGGCUUGAAGUCAGCCAGCCACGGACCCUGUGUAAUUCAUGAGUGCGCUGCUUGAAAGGGAUAGUAUGGUAAGCCUAACUAUACGCAGGUUUAUAUUUGUGCAUUUGAGGAAAAAUAAAAUUUCUGUUAAGUAAAGGUACAGUGUAACGUAAAAAUAUCUUUUUUUCUGCAAAUAAAGUGUUUAUAUAUGAGAAUUCCCCCCUCCCCAUGCCACAGGGCUAUGUAAUCCUAUCUAGAUGCCAUUUAAACUGAACUAAUGAAAUGCCGCCUCCCCACUCCCAGUGUGUACCUCACAGCUUCUCAAAAUGGUGGCAGUCUCAUCAAUGUCUUAGGACACUAAAAGCUUCUGAUUGCCAACACAUAAAUUACAGUGCAGCCAGUGUUGGUUUGUUAGAUUUACAAGAAGCCAAAGCUGAGAGAACCUAAGUAGCUUCUGAUGAAAGUGCUUUAACUGCUGGUUUUAGGAAUCAUCGUCUCUCUCUGAAAAUCAGUCACUAUGCUGGAACAUAACGGGAACAUUCUGUGUUGCAGUUCACUGGUGUUGGAUUAUCCAGACAUGGGACAGUUCUGUGAGCCCUAUUUGGCUAUUUGCUGCAACGCUGGCAGCUUUGCAAGGAGGGAAAAUAAAAAUCCAGCCGUAUCUUUUUUGGCAUCAUUCUUUAUAUCCCAGGAAGGAUGUUAGCGCAACCGCUAAACAGUUGUAAAAUAAUAUCAUUGUUGCAUGUAAAUUCUUUUCAGCUAUAAAACUGAAAUUCCAGUUUCUAUUUACCUACUGUGUGACAGUAUUAUUAAACAGGUAAGGAUGGGACUAUUUUGUUACAUUGUGUAUAGUGAAUGUAUUGUACUGUGUCUGUGAAAAGUGUGUUUAAAUUAUAUUUUCAUAUGUUUCGUUGGGGACAGAGUACAUUAAGUUUGAAGGUGUCAGGGGUUUUAAUGUUUUCAAACUGAAGGAAACUUAAUGAAUAAAAAAAACUCUUGUCAAAAGCUGCUUAUAAAUGUAAAUCAAAAUAAAAUAAACUGCCUCUGACUGAGAACAAGCACAAA